UAGCUACCAUAAUCAAUAAAAAGAAGCAAAUUAGUAAACGAAAAAAGGCUGAAGGGUUGCCAAAUUAUUUUACAAAAAGUUUAGAUCGGCAUAACAAAUUUAUUUUUAACAGGGAGUUCACUCAAGUAAAAAGUCGUAAACAAAAACGAAAAAAGACUUUCGCUUAUGCAAGAAACUUUAUAAAUAAGAUGGAUUUUUCUAUUGAGGCAUUAUUGGAUUUAAAGAAAAACAAGCUAAAUACAAAACUAAACAAUAAUACUCAGACAACAAUAAAUUGUUUUUCAUGGAAAAUAUUCGAAAGCCAUUUAUCUAAUUUAGAUGCAAAAGAAAACGAGUUUACAGAUACUCUGCAGACAGAUAAACCAUCAGAUAAUCCUGAAAAUGAAAAAAAGAUCUCGCAAAACGAUUGGUCAAAAAAAAACCCGAGUUGCAAAAAUCGUCGAAUGCCAAGAUCUGCAGAUCGUAGAAUGCGCACAUCUUUUACGUUUGAGCAAUUGAAUGAACUGGAAAAUAAAUUUAAUGACUCGCAAUAUCUUACUUCACACGAAAGAUUAAAUUUAGCUUUAAACCUUGGAUUAUCUGAAACUAAAAUUAAAGUAUGGUUUCAAAACCGAAGAACAAAGCUCAAAAAAAUCAAUGCGUUAAUGGACUUUUGUUAUUCUAAAUCUCAAAACGCAUUUUUAACACAAGAAGUGCCGAUCAAUUAUUCAUGGGGGUUACCUGAAGAAAACAUUUUCUCGGCUUAUGCACGAUGGCCUUCAAUAGACUUUAGGGUACAUAAUUAUUUGCAAACGUAAAAUCGUAGAUUUGAAAGAACUCAUAAAAAUCAAGUGUUAAAUAAACUUUCUAUUCAAAAACGUUGCUAAUCGUCUAUAAAACUAAUUUCAACAAACUUUUAACUAAUUUUAAUUACCAAUCGAAAUUUUAAUAAUAUAAAAACUAUUUGUAA
Hydra vulgaris (swiftwater hydra) is the source of this 949-nucleotide messenger RNA. RefSeq names its product NK1 transcription factor-related protein 1. The record is from RefSeq and is a predicted model, not a curated record. Gene Ontology annotation, molecular function: RNA polymerase II cis-regulatory region sequence-specific DNA binding; DNA-binding transcription factor activity, RNA polymerase II-specific. Lineage: Eukaryota; Metazoa; Cnidaria; Hydrozoa; Anthoathecata; Hydridae. Gene Ontology annotation, biological process: regulation of transcription by RNA polymerase II; cell differentiation. Gene Ontology annotation, cellular component: nucleus.